AUGAGUCCCACAAGCAUUGAGACCAACGUCCCCCAUGUCACCAUAACAAGAAAGUCUCACAUUCUCAAUGUUCCAACAGAAGUUGCCUUCCUUUUCUUCGAUCGUCUUGAGAAGAAAGAUCUUGCAUCACUACGCCUCACCUGCCACCAAUUGAAUCAAUUCACAGUUGAGCGCUUAUCCAAGCGUUUGGUUAUCAGACCUACACAAAAUCUUGCCGGGCUCAAUAAUCUCAGAGAUGAGACAGCUCAAUAUGUUCAGAGCAUUGAGUUAUUCCCAACAAAGCCAUCUGACCUAUACAAACCUGUGGACGAAGGCAAUUACCAGUCAGCUGACGACCUAAAGACGCCCAGCUUCCCUAACCUCCGUACCCUACAUUUGCAUGGACACAACCUUCAGAUGAGAAGAGUUGCAGUCAAGCUCCUCCGAGAGCAUAACUUCGUCAAAGACUUGGCCCUCAACUUCAAGCAGAAAUACUUCAUGCCCAAGCACUGCGAAGAAGAGUUGCAAGGAGUUCAGAGACUUGAGACAUUGUCUAUCCGUCUCGGGCGAACACAAGAAACGUGGGCCCGGCUACCCCAUAUAGAAAGUCUAUGGGAUACAGAAUCCAUUGCCCCGGCUUGGGACAUGAUUACCGCGAAUUCCGACACCCUCAAGGUCCUCAACCUGGAAUUCUCUUCUGAGAUCAUCGGAGUCUUUGGGCAAGCGGAGCCCAGCCACAGUCCAGACACGUCCGCUCUCUUCCCCACUACCCCAGGGAAAUGGAAGAAGCAGUUGCAGCUUCGAGAAUUAAAAUUGCAACAUCUUGAGAAAUUCGGCCAGGUUUACGAACAAACGAAGUUCUUCAAUCCUGAGACGUUGCAGAGUCUCAGUCUCGUUGACUGCCCAGACUCAGAUGGGGUCCUCUUAGCCCUAGCAAAGUCGAUGACGAACCUAAAGUCCCUUCAGAUUCGACACAGCCUCCGGGAUCCGCAAACGUUGCGGUCCCUGCUCAAGCGCCUCCCGGCGCUAGAGAACCUCCACAUCGCCUUGCCGUACCAGCAAAAUUUCGAUUAUAAGUGGCUUGCGACCCAGAAGCAUAGCGUCAAGUACCUUUGGGUCGAGGCCCUAGAUAGCCGAGACAAGGACAAUGACAACUUCGAGGACUGGGCCAACCUCGAAGAACUGGCCUUUAUGAAGUUCCACCAGGCCAGCGGCAGGCGUUCUGGGGUACUCUGUUUGAAAAACCUCAGGAUCCCGGCAAACCUGAGGAUGAUCCGCUUGUUGCAUCCCCAAAGGGAUGCCCGAAGAGAUUUUGACCCGGCCCAGGUCACCAAGUUAAUCGAGGCACUGGGGGUCCGCCAGUUCCGGAUGAUGUCGGCCAAGUACCCUCGGACAACCGAGGGGAAAAGAAAGAGAAUGUACAUCAAGCCAAACCUGAAAUUUUUGGCAAUCGGGAGCUGGCAUGGGUGUGAUGACACCCAUGACCAAACGAGGGUCUUGAAGCUGGAUUUCCAGCACAUGGAGAGGUUGGGGAAGUUUCAGGGGAGCUUCGAGCGCAUCCCCAUGAGGGGGUUUGCGCGAGGGCACCCUGAUACGAGGAUGCUUGCGUAUGGGGAGGCGAGGGGGUGGAGGGCGUGGGCAGGUAGGCCCUUUACGACGGAGAUGACGUUCGGGGACGAUGCCUAA
Messenger RNA from Orbilia oligospora ATCC 24927, 1665 nucleotides. RefSeq lists its product as uncharacterized. The transcript is spliced from 4 exons. The coding region runs from base 1 to 1665 and encodes 554 amino acids. The record is from RefSeq and is a predicted model, not a curated record. NCBI's taxonomy places the organism in Eukaryota, Fungi, Ascomycota, Orbiliomycetes, Orbiliales, Orbiliaceae. Gene Ontology annotation, molecular function: protein binding.